Messenger RNA from Cyphellophora europaea CBS 101466, 1200 nucleotides. RefSeq lists its product as uncharacterized. NCBI's taxonomy places the organism in Eukaryota, Fungi, Ascomycota, Eurotiomycetes, Chaetothyriales, Cyphellophoraceae. The transcript has a single exon. The record is from RefSeq and is a predicted model, not a curated record. The coding region runs from base 1 to 1200 and encodes 399 amino acids. Gene Ontology annotation, biological process: spliceosomal tri-snRNP complex assembly.
AUGGCGUCGUCGUCAACGCUAUUAUUUCUUGACUUGCCGCCCGGGACAUUCAUAGGCAUAGACUUGUUAUCUUUCAACUCGUCACCAAACUUUCACGGUGUAAUUGAGGUGCCCAUUGGGAUACACUUCAUCUACACCGGCACAGAUGCUUCAGUAUCCAUUCGGAAUGGCCGCUGGUUGAAUAUUGAGUCGUCCAGCACAACUCACACCUUCCAGUGGAACGCUGAAGAUGAGUCGCUCUCACUCAUUACGCCCGAUUCCCCCACAGCACAACAUGCGCUCAGCACCAUGCCAUCACUUCCUGCGCACGGCUUGAUCACCUACCCAGCCCUUGAGGCCGCAACCUCCAAUCUGCAAGCUGGCGAUACGUCUACAGGAGCAAUUUCACCAAUCCCUGCCUCCUCCUGGACGUCGUUGGUGUCACAUAUCUCCUCAUCGACCAUAGCGCGCAUAACGCCCACCGGCACCUUGACGUCUAUAUCCUCAGCGCCUGCGGACUCUGAAGCCGAUUCUAUCCCCGGCCUUACCCGUUCCGAAGCCUUGUCCGCCCUGCCAUCCAGCACCAACCUCAACCUGUUGCCCAUCGACCUCAAGCGCACCUGGGCUGAGGGCGAUGUGGGCGUCGUGCGCACUGAGCGCGCUCGCGACCGCAGCUGGUAUUUGCACCGAUUACUCGGAGACUUGACGGAAGGGUACGAGAGGCAUAUCAGCGCCCGUGAGGUACUGGGCGAGCUGCAGUUCUGUUAUGUUAUGGUGAUGGUGCUCGCCAACUGGAGUUGUCUGGAGGGGUGGAAGCGGAUUAUAAGCGUGGUAUUCACCUGCAGGAUAGCACUGAGAGAAGCACAAGGUUGGUUUGUGGAAGUUGUGCGAGUGUUGAAGUUCCAGUUGGAGAGAGCAGAAGACGUAGAGGGAGGAGUGUUUGAAUUGAGGGAGGAGGGAGCGAGUGGGUGGCUGAAGGUUUUGCUGAAGAGGUUCAGGGAGAAUGUGGAAGAUUCUCUGGACCCGGGAAGUAAGCUCGAGCAAGAACUACAGAGCCUGGAGGAAGUCAUGAGGGAGCGCUAUGGCUGGGAGGUGGAAAAGACGGUGCUGAAGAGAGGAAUGGUGCAGUUGGAAGAUGGCGAGAUGUUGGAAGUGAGUCUUACUGGGGCAGAUGAGGACGAGGAAAAGGGGGAUUGGGCACCAGUCGUCGUCGAAACCUAG